AACUUAUAUGAGUUCUAUGAUCAAAACCGUCUUGGGAAAUGAAAUCUAAUGAGGAUGUUAUAAAUUAAAGGAAAUAAUACAUUUAUAUUUUAUGAACUGCUCGAAAUCAAGAUGACGAUAAAACAGGAUUUAAGGCAACUCUUGAAACCUUAUUACUUAUUCAAUAUACUCCUUAGUUUGUCUUACAUCGCUUUCAAAAGACUGCCAAUCCUCUGCAACUACUUUUUCCAGACUGAUCAGUGUGAAUUCGAUGGGAAAGAAACUGAAAUUUUGUUUUUCUUGAUGAUCGUGGUUAUGAUUCGAACGAGAAAAGCUGGGAGUGUAUCGAUGAUCAAUUACCUAUCCUCCAGUUUCAUUUAUACCAAAGUUGCAAACCUAAUUUUGUGGUUCAAUGCCGAUUUUUUGAUGGGAAUUUUCUUUGGAAUCAUCUUCAUCUUUGGAGCUUUCCUGUUUCCAGAACCUACAUAUUCGGGAGCAGACUUGGUGGUGUAUUUCAGGGGGGCGGAUAAUUUAGAAGAGGAGAUUCAGAAAGACAAGCAGGUUACUUGGCUCAUUACGUUUUACGCUGUUUGGAACCCAGCUUGUGUCAAUUUUGCGCCUGUAUUCUCUAAACUGAGUAACUUAUACGGCUUGGAAACCCUCAAGUUUGGAAAGAUUGAUGUGGGAAGGCACCCUGAAGCUGCCAGAAAGUAUCAAGUUAAUGAUAGUAGUUUUUCUAAACAACUUCCCACUGUUAUAUUGUUCAAAGAAGGCAAAGAAGUAAUGAGAAGGCCAAUACCUGAUGGAAAGAAGAGUUUUGUCAAGUUCCCCUUUCAUGAAGAAAGUAUCAAGAACGUUUUUGGGUUAAACUGUUUGUAUGAUGAAGCUAAGAAUUUAUUGAACUCUAAGAAGAGGUUGAAGGCAGAAUAAUCUCAAUUAUUGGAAUAUAAUUAGUUCAAGAGUAGAUUUUUUGUGUGAGGAAAUAUCUUAGGUGUAGUGAUAUAAAGAUUAUCACGCUGAAAUCACAGUUUGCUUAUCUCGUAAAGUACCAUUUGAUUAUAAAAAAAAGAUGUCCACUUUUAUUCUCAAAAUCGAUUUGAGAAUUGAGGAUCAAGUUAUUUUGUGUGGCAAUAACAGACUUCUUAAAUAGAGUUGUUGAGUUUUAUCAAUAAAUGUAUAUGAUUUGAAAGCUGUACUGUAAUCUGUUGUGAUUGUGAAAGAUUAAAAGUUUUGAAAAGUU
Molecule: messenger RNA, 1219 nt
Organism: Coccinella septempunctata (seven-spotted ladybird)
Lineage: Eukaryota; Metazoa; Arthropoda; Insecta; Coleoptera; Coccinellidae
Product: thioredoxin-related transmembrane protein 2 homolog
Exons: 3
Coding region: 112-909 (265 amino acids)
Cellular component (GO): cytoplasm
Molecular function (GO): oxidoreductase activity, acting on a sulfur group of donors, disulfide as acceptor
Source: RefSeq, a predicted model, not a curated record